This is a messenger RNA of Sphaeramia orbicularis (orbiculate cardinalfish), 4004 nucleotides long. It is a transcript of the gene elf2b, whose product is annotated as E74-like factor 2b (ets domain transcription factor). The record is from RefSeq and is a predicted model, not a curated record. Lineage: Eukaryota; Metazoa; Chordata; Actinopteri; Kurtiformes; Apogonidae. Gene Ontology annotation, cellular component: nucleus. Gene Ontology annotation, biological process: regulation of transcription by RNA polymerase II; cell differentiation. The coding region runs from base 467 to 2614 and encodes 715 amino acids. Gene Ontology annotation, molecular function: sequence-specific DNA binding; DNA-binding transcription factor activity, RNA polymerase II-specific. The transcript has 10 exons.
GACCGAGCGGAGUAAAGUGACAACGGAGUCGGUCUCCAUUAGCGAAGGAGCAACCUGUCCCAGCUCCACGGUUGCUUCUCCUUUAUUCUGUUGUCCCACAGGGAAAACCGGGAGCACCAACAUCUGUAUCCUGACCUGAAUGGAGGUUACAUCGCUCCUCAUCAUGCAGACGAACAGCGAAUGUUAGCUUAGCUUGCGUUAUCGUUAGCAGAGGGACUCCUCCGUCUGACAAGCGACAGCAGCGGGGAUCACCAGCGUCCGUCCGGAGAGAGGUUACUGGAUGCCAAACAUACACACACAUUCUGGAAACUCUCAUUAGCAGAUCAGCUAACGUCAAGUUUCUGCUGGUUAACUAAGUUGUUAUUCGGCAAGGAGCAAGAAAAGUAAUUUAAGGGGGCAUUUGCUCACCAGACAGGUGAAGGCCACUAGCCGAAGGUGCAGAGGCUGUGGCCAAUCCCAGAGGAGCAUGACCUCAGUGAUGCUGGUCGACACUGGUGGUACUGUAGUGGAAUAUGUCACAGCUGAAGAGGACCCACAGCAGCAGGAUGGAGAGUGUGAGGUGGAUCUGGAGUUGGAAGGAGAAGUGGAAGGUGACUGUGAAGCUGAGGAGCCCUAUGAGGAGGAAGAGGUGCCAGACAGAGAAGACGCAGACUACCCAGCGGUCAUAGUUGAGGAGGUGCCUGGUGCCAGCCUGGUGGAGGAACUGGGCUACUCAGCCCAGGUGCUUGUGUAUGAUGACGGGGCAUACCUCAUGCAGGAACUGGGCGAUGAGCAGGAGGUGGAGACAGAAGGGGAAGUGGAGGCCUCUGUCCAUGGAACCAAUGUCCACUGCUCUGACAAGACUAUUGAGGCUGCAGAAGCUCUGCUACACAUGGACUCACCUUCUAGCCUCCGGGAAGACCGUAGUCCAGAUGCUUAUGUUCCAUCAUGUGUCGCGUCACCAGACUUCCUCCAUGCCGCCAUGCGUCCAGACAUGAUCACAGAGACAGAGGUAGAGAUAUCAACGGAGGACUGCUGUGAGGAGGAAGAUGAGGAGAUGGUCGACCUGCUGGAUGAGCCAGAACCAGAGCCUGACCACGAGCCUAUCAGGAAGAGGAGAGCUGGACGGAAGCCCAAGACACAUCAGUCAGCCUUUUCCAACGGCUCUCCAGACCUUGGCGUCAAGAAGAAACCAAGAGAAGGGAAAGCAGGGAGCACCACCUACCUAUGGGAGUUCCUGUUGGACCUUCUCCAAGAUAAGAACACAUGUCCCAGGUAUAUCAAGUGGACGCAGAGGGAGAAGGGCAUCUUUAAACUUGUCGAUUCUAAGGCUGUGUCCAAACUGUGGGGAAAACACAAGAACAAGCCAGACAUGAACUACGAGACCAUGGGAAGGGCACUCAGAUAUUACUACCAGCGUGGCAUCCUUGCCAAGGUAGAAGGCCAGCGGCUUGUUUAUCAGUUCAAAGAGAUGCCCAAAAACAUUGUCAUUAUUGAUGACGACAAGGCAGACAUGCCCACUCCAGACAAUCUCACUGGCUCAGAGUCCAGAGCGUCCUAUGAGCGUGUGCCACCACCAUCAGAUCUGCUGCUUCAGGCGACUGAACUGUCAUCCCCCAAGAAGCCCAACAUCCUGAGGGGUGGGAAUAGACCCAACAUUGCCCCAGCCCCCGUCGCCACAGGCAGCAAGACAGCAGCAGCAGCAGGGGGAGGAGGUGGUAGCGGCAGUGGUGGUGGUGUGGCCGUAGCAGCAGGGGUUCCAAGGAUUGUGACGGUUUCCACGGCAGCUGAUGGGAGCCAGACACAGCAAUCUCACACAGCAAUCAUCCCAAACGCGACUGGGCCAAGGACGGUGCGAGUUGCAAUGCAGGUUCCUGUAGUCAUGACAACAUCACUGGGUCAGAAGAUCUCUACAGUGGCUGUUCAGCAGCCGGCAGGAACGACGGGGGCAGCUGGUCACACUACUCUCCUCACCAACACCAAUCCUAUUGGUGCAGCUGCUGGUGGCACCAGCUCACAACAGAAGGUUGUGAUUCAGACCAUCCCCACCAUGGUCCCAGCCACAGCAGAUAACGGAGACAAAAUCACUGUCCAGUUGGCUAAGAUAAUCACAAUACCGGCCCAUCAGUUAGCUCAGUGUCAGCUGCAGACCUCUACAGGCUCCAAGCCCAGUGUCGGGACCACCCCGGCUGGUAUCAGCCUCCUUGGGAGCCCACUGACAGUCCGUGCCCUGGCACCCGUCAACGUCACCCCAGGAACACAAGUAAUGAGACUGACAGUGCCAACGCAGUCUCCACAACAGGCCUUGGUAGUGUCUCAGCCAGGGAGUGUUGGGAGCGGAGGGGCAGGUGUGAUAACAGUAUCAACAGCCAAGCAGACGGUGGCUGCACAGCCUCGGAUCAUUAGCGGUGUCAUCAAUGGCUCAGAGUUGGUGAUAGGAGGGCCGGCAAAUGCAGGAGUCACAGUGGAAAGGCUCAAGGUCCAAGCUGUUCAGGUGCCGGUGACUGUGGCUGUCCAACAAAACCAGGCCAAUCCCAAAAUUGUCCACAGUGUCCCAUCUGAGGUGGAGGACGCUGAAGUGGUGAUCAAACUGGAAGCACCUGAUGUGACAAAAACAGAAGAACCCGAGUGUUGAAAUGCACAUGUACGUACAUGUCUCCCAUCAGACUCCCCUCUCUGCCUGAGAGACAGACUUUGUAUAAAUCUCAAGUCAUUUUUACUCUGGUAAUAAUAACUAGGCAGCAGUCUGUGAGACUUUUAAAGACUCCUCAACCCUUAGUUACACCUUCCCUUUCCCUGCAUUGAACAUUACAUGACUAAACCAGUGUUUUCUUGGAGCCACACUGAAACCUCUUGAAGGUAAAAACUCAUGUACAGAACGCAGACUGUAGCACCUAACAUAGGAACCCACAGACCUAAAGGGACUCAUUGGGAAAGAAAGGGACCAACACUUAUCACUACGAAUAAUGCCUUCUAAUGGAAUGGAAUCUACAACUGACUCCAAUUUAAAAACAUCGACAAGGCUGUAAAUUAAAAACAGAAACACUACAAAUCGAAGGUGAACAAUUACAAUCAACCAAAAUAUGAACUGUGACAGUGGGAGGGCUGUAAAGCGCAUUUUGAUAUUUUGGCCUAUAUGGACGUUAAAACCAGCAAUUUUUUUUUUUUUUUCUUUUCAUAUCACAUCAUAUCACCGUGCAGAUCUAGCGUGAGUGGUGCUACUAGAGAAAGGAAGAGAAAGUGGAGCUGAGAAAAAGCUCUAAAUCAGAAAAAUGGUGGAAAGAAAUGGUCAUGUUUGUAGAUAUAUAUAAAUACUCUAUAUAUGUGUAUAUAUAUAUUUACGGAGCUAAAGUUAACAGAAACAGCCUCAGAUUUUAAUUUUACCUUUUUGUUUUCAUUUAUUGUAUGAACAGUAAACAGGUUUGUUUUUUGUGUUUUGAUACCUUGUACCAACCACAGUAUUACUUAAGGAGCUAAUGUCUGUAUUAUUAGUUCCUGUCUCUGUCUGGCUGUUAAACACUCAUAGAUUGAAUCAGCAGCAUAUCAUCGUAGGUCAGAGGUCAGGUUGCUUGUAAUGUGUCCUCCUCUGGGCUUGAAUUUGGAUCUUGGCUGUUUACUUAAUUAUUUUGUACAGGCUGCAUCUGAAUGCAAUGAAAUGAGCCAAUGCAUGCUACCAUGUCUUUUUUUUUUUUUUUUUUAAAUUGGGAUGUACUGUAUGCCAGCUCAGAAUGAGUUCUUUAAAUAUUAAGAGACUUUGAAUAUUGAAUGAAAAUCCACUGUGAGUCCCAGGUCAACUUAUGUUUCAAACAGAGGGUCAAUAUGGCAGCUUCCAGUCUGUGCCAAGUUGGCCCUUCCCCAAACAUUUCAUUAUUCUUUUUUUAUCAUUAUUCUUUUUUUAUCUUAAGAGAGAAGAUGGAGAGGUAGAGGAUGGUGUUCAGGCUGAACUGUUUGUAUAUUCAACAUUUGAAGUAUAUUAUAUUUUGUUGUACUCUUGUUUCAAAGUGUAUUAAAGUAGGUUUUACUGA